AUGGCACCAAUACGUUAUAGUUUACAUUAUGAAGAUUAUUCAGAGCAUUUAAUGUCGAGAUUCGGAAAGCUUUUACAAAUGCAAUCAUUCGUGGAUAUGACUUUAAUGUGCAGUUCUCAUACUUUGCGCGUACACAAGGCUGUACUAGCUGCAAGCAGUGCUUACUUUCAAGAUGUACUGCAAAAGCAAACUGGAGAACCGUUAAUAAUAUUAAAAAUGCGAUUUGGAGUUAUGAAGUGCUUAGUGGAGUUUAUGUAUUGUGGCAAAACGCAAUGUCCCGAAGAGCAUUUAGAUGAAUUAGUAUCGGCUGCACAGUUUCUGAAGAUAAAGGGACUAUCAAAAGUAACCAAAGAGGGUCUCGGUAUUACCAAUACUAGCGAACUACCAGUGUUUACUCCUCCUGUAGUUAUCAAUGGUCCACCGCAAUCUAUGACUGACUUGCAUGCUCAGGACAAUCUCGAAACAAAGUCAAUAGAUCAAGCAGCGACUAACACGUCCCAAAGUAUGGACAAUCGAAAUAGUCAAGAUACAGUAGUUCGGAUACCAUUUGAUAUCGAAAAUAAAGGAAUGAGUUCUGGAGAUUUUGACUUAAGGUCCAUACGACCACGACGAGGCAGACCAAGCAUGAGAUCUGGCCCGUGGGAUAGUACUGGAUUGAUAGGCCGAGCUGCAGAACGAGCCUUAAUGCGAAGAGAACAGGACUCGCGUAAAGCCAUACACCACUUAAAGAAUUUGCAGUCUCGACAAAUGCAGGACUAUAUGGAUAGAACGUUGACGCAAGCAGUUAGCAGUAUUUGUGAACCUGAAUCUUCCACGCAUAGUUAUAUGAACAUAGACAGCGAUCUCAUGUAUAUGGACCAAACAGUAUCAUCCAAUAUGUUGGACCCACCCAUUUCCUUUUCGAAGGACUCAUCAGUCAACGAAACGUCAAAAUCAUCUGACUCUGGUACGGCUAUGACUCAAUACGUUAAUGCCUUAAAAAGUGCUGGCCUCCCAACAGAUCUGCCUAUUCUAUUUGAGUCUAGCGACGGCUCAUACAUAAAUGUCAACGAACAAGUUCUCCUCGAUAUGGUUCAGAGCAACGAAAUAAAAUACGAAGUAAUCGAACAGCCUGACAUUAUUGAAAAGGUUUCUGAUCCAAGUGAAAUUAAAAGUAUCGAUGAUCUAUCCAAGUCUAUAGAACGAGGAGAAAUACUAAUGGGAUCCAACAAUUACACAUCCAGGAACUCCUUUGAGAAAGAUAAUAUUGCACAUCAAGAUGCGAUAACAACUUUAAAUUCUAUACUUCCUGAUAGCUUAGAAUCAUUUAACGAAAAUCAAAACUACGUUGUGUUAGGUAGUGGACUACAAAAUAGCAAUACGAUGGAUCCUGAAAGUACAAACGAUUUUACUUGCAUUGAAAGUGACAUGCAAUUUUUUACCAAAUCUAUGAGUGAUGACGUUAAAAAUUAUUACCAACAGCAACAACUUAAUGAUCCAAGAGAUACACUUUGUCCUGUUACUAAUUCACUUGAUUCUAGUUUUAGCAUGUCUUUAUUAGAUACAAAAAAUACGUCUUUGGGAGAAGGAAUAUCCCAACAAUACAAUCCUCUUAAUCCAGAAAGAAAUGACGACUGUUAUGACUUUAGUAUGCAGUUAUCCCAAUCCUCACAUUUUAAAGAAGAAAUUGAUUGUUUAAUCUCACCACCAAAGCCGGCGGAUAGCGAUAGGUUUGAUGGAACAAGCGUUAACAGAGUUCAAGAACAAGAUGAAAUCAUGAAAGACUUAAUGGACUUGGAAAGCAAUAUUAGGAACAUUCAGGAUGAUUCCGAUAAUAUACUGGCUAAGCACAAAGAACAAGAUAGUAGUGUUAACUUCGAAAACAUAAAUCACGUAUUUAAUAGUGAAUCUACAACAAAUGGAGAUAUUAGGAAAACUGACAUAAACGAUAGCUUUUCACCUACAAUCCCGCAUGAUUUAGAUUGGGAUAAAGAAAAUUUAGCACCGGUCACUGCAGAAACUAAAUCGAAUGUAGAUUUCUCUGAUGUUUUGAAAACAAGUGAAUGGACUGGUUGCGAAGAACAUGAUAAUGAUAACGAUACGAACAAAGCGUUGGGAGGCGACUUCAGUACUCUUCAAGAGGAUAUCCCUUUUGCAGUGGGGUUAUUGCCACUGAAAACACAAUCGCAGACCAUCGAAGACAGUAAAUUGUGUAAAAGAAAACUUAGCGAUGAUGACUUAUGUGACGUAGAUGCAAAGUGCCUUAAACGUAAAGUUAAACAUAAGAUUACGUAA
Messenger RNA from Pieris macdunnoughi, 2274 nucleotides. NCBI's taxonomy places the organism in Eukaryota, Metazoa, Arthropoda, Insecta, Lepidoptera, Pieridae. The record is from the annotation of a GenBank genome assembly.